Molecule: messenger RNA, 396 nt
Organism: Angiostrongylus costaricensis
Lineage: Eukaryota; Metazoa; Nematoda; Chromadorea; Rhabditida; Metastrongylidae
Source: the annotation of a GenBank genome assembly
AUGGUGUCGUUUUGGUUGGAUUGCUUGCCUGCAAAGGUGGAGAAAUGGCUGGUUUCGUGGAAUCUUAGUGGUGACUCGGUCUCCAAUGAUCUGAUUACAUCAGCAGCAAAACUCCUUAAUAUGAACGUCUUUCGAAAUAACAUUCACUUAUCGCACGAUGAGUUGAGUAAGGUAACUGAUUUCGACAACUCACUGAUUGUGUGCAAGGAGCUGUUUUGCUUCUAUUUUGGAAGAGUGGAGGAGUGGUACCCUAAAGAAUUUGGGUUCCACAUGAAGGGAUGUCUACCACAUGGCCAUGUUGCGUUGGCUGAAUACGGGUGUGAACAUGCUUUUGUGAUUCGGGAUGGUGCCACUGUUGGUGAGAAGCCCUCACAGUUCAUCACAUGGACUUCCUGA